Phycomyces blakesleeanus NRRL 1555(-) is the source of this 1353-nucleotide messenger RNA. RefSeq lists its product as hypothetical. The transcript is spliced from 5 exons. The record is from RefSeq and is a predicted model, not a curated record. NCBI's taxonomy places the organism in Eukaryota, Fungi, Mucoromycota, Mucoromycetes, Mucorales, Phycomycetaceae. The coding region runs from base 1 to 1353 and encodes 450 amino acids.
AUGGACUUUUCAAAUAUCCAGUGCAGCUCUCUUCUUCCUGAAGUUGAAGAUCUACACAUUGAAGUUUUGGGUAUCCCUGAAGGAUAUAGCUCUCGUGUUGAGACACAAAUUAAAUUAAAUUUACGACUUCUCGAUAGAGAUGGCGUAAGAUCGAAUCUUUGGCAUUUUCUCAGGGUCUCAGAGAAUAUUUUGGUUGAAUCAGACUUUAAAAGACGCAUCAAUCGGUUUUACGAGUAUGAAGAAACAUUUUCUCUUCUAUCCUACGAAUAUAAUGUACUUGUAUUGGAAGCAAAUGUGAUAUGUGAUUCAGAUCCAUACAAAAAAGUAUCUCCAUGCAGUUACUGCAUAAGUCGCGAAAUAAGAUAUAAAAAUAAAGCAGAUAAAAAGCGAGUUGGUAGAUUCAAUUCAAUAAAAUUUUCUAGCUUAACAAGUUUAAGAAAAGCAGAAAAAGAAUUGAUGAGAUUCAAUCAUUCUUCAACAGAAAAAAAAGCCAGGGAAAUUAUAUUAAUAUGCUCUAAACCGCUCAUAAAGUUUGACUAUGGGGAAAUAUCGUUGCCAGUGCGUAUUACCUGUUUUUGUAGACAUAAAAACGAGAAUCUAGGCUUUAGUAUGUCUAACUAUUUCUGCUUCAGGGUUCUUUUUUCAAUGAAAAACUACAAGGGAGACGUGGUUGCUACAGGGAUUUCUCCUGCUAUUAUGAUUACACACAAGUACAGAGCAAUCGAUAAACAAGGGCCGAAUAAUAAAGCCAAUCAACUUUAUGAGAAUGGAGAACAGCUGACAACAGCGGAUCUACUUGAUCUCGAGCCUGAGAAUUCUCAUUUCAUGGCUAGGCACCAACACAGCAAUAAUCUGACCAUAAACCAUUUUCAGAAUUCUAUCAAAGCUUUUACUGACAGUAACUAUAAAACGGUCGAACCCUAUACUAUUACAAAUACCAAAAAUAAUUCGACAAUCAUUAGUCCCGCUAACAUAAAAGCAAUACAAGGUUUCGUCUAUCUAGAUUACUUUAAUACAAAUACGCUUUAUUCUAACAAGUUAAUUGAUGCGGCUACAGUUGUGGAUAGCUCAAGUUCGUUUCAAGAAUACUUUGGUAGAAAACCCAAAUGCUGGUAUACGGAAGCACCUGAAGAAUAUUCAAAUAUUUUGGGAUUGAACAUAUUGCCAGCCAUUGAAGAUGCAGGACUUGAACCAAGCCAGAUCCUAAAUGUGGAAUGCGAAGAUGAAAGCCAGUUAUACGAUGCAUUCAUACAUUCAAUCCCCGAUAAGUACGUAGGACUCGAUGCUAUUUCCAAUUUUUUGGAGCAAGACGUGGAUGCUCUGCUAGAUACCCACGAUAUUCCGUGGCUUUAA